Danaus chrysippus (African queen) is the source of this 384-nucleotide messenger RNA. Lineage: Eukaryota; Metazoa; Arthropoda; Insecta; Lepidoptera; Nymphalidae. The record is from the annotation of a GenBank genome assembly.
AUGCCAGUGACGAGGAGCAAUAAGGGCUCAGAGAGGAGGGAGUCGACACCCGUCGGUACCGCCGAAGCAUCGGCACCAGUCGUUCCUGCGACCUCGGAGCGUCGGGUACAAGAGACGGCCGCUAUAAGAGCGGAGAGACCCGCAUCGAGGCUAGGAAUCGCUCCGGAACGGGACGAACCUACGGAAUCGUCAACAGAGCCGACAACCGAUGCGACGACCACUACAACGAGCUACGAGACAACAACUACGGAGACGACGAAAAGGCAAGAUUAUGACUCAAGGGCCAAGACCAGGACGGCCAAUCGAAGUCGGGCAGCCUCCGUGAAAAGCGACCUAGCGAGAAAACGUAAGGAACUCGAAAUGCGAGCCGAGCUAGCGGAGUAG